AGUACAACAAACCUCAUACAUCUGUUUGACAUCUCUCAGUGGAAAGCUCUAAACGAAGACGUUCAUUCAGAUAGGUUAGGCUUAAACUACAAAACAUGUCUUUAAUUCGUUGCUCAGCCUAUGUGUGCGCUUUCAUUGAUUCUUUAUGCAAUUUCGACCUUGACGUCGUCAGAAUUUAUGUGCCCUCCAGGACCUUUCGAAUCUAUUUUUCGACGUUAUGUGGAUGGGGUUUAAGUACCAUGUGACCCUUCCUGUCACAGCUGGUGUGGUGUUUGUGGCCAUUCCUUACAGCAUCUCCUUUGUUGUCCAGGCGUUGUAUGGCUGGCCCAAUAAGCCAGGGUACAAAAAGUAUUUAGAGGCUCUCAAACCUAGGCAUGUAUACUGUUUGACGAGAGCUGUGCUGGAAAUGCUAAAGUAUCUUCAGUAUGGCAAACUAUUUUUCAAAUGGAAGUCAUGGUUCAGGAAGGUCAAAAAUAACAAGCAGUGUGUUAAAGGCAUCUCUUUUGGUCACCGAGGCAACAAAAUGGACUUGUACCAUUCCCCAAGCCUUAGCCUGUGCGAUGCUGAGCUUGUCCCAGUAGUAGUGUUUGUGUACAGAGGGGGCUAGAGAUCAGGAGAGAGGUCAAUGUACUGUCUUCUAACUCUAUAAAUGGCUAAAGAGCUUAGUGUUUCUGUGAUUUGCCCUGAUUAUUCCAUAUAUCCAAAAGGGACGGUAUUACAUAUGAUUCAAGACAUAAGUGACAGCCUCGUAUGCGUGAGAGAAAAUGGCCAUUCAUUCAGUACUGACAAAGAUAACAUUGUGUUAAUAGGCCAUUCGGCGGGUGCUCAUCUGUGCACACUGACAGCUCUGUUUCUUGUGCAAGGAGAAGAGCUGUGUAUCAGGCAGUUUGAGCAAAAAGACAUUACAGACUCUAUCAAAGGAAUUGUUGGCUUGAGUGGCGUGUACAAUAUAAUGGAGCAUUAUCAGCAUGAAAAAAUGAAAGCUGUCAAAUAUGUCUCCGCUAUGCACAAAGCCGUAGAAGGCAUAAACAACUUUGAAUACUAUUCACCUACAGCUCUGCUCAGGAAACAGAAUGAGGACAUGCUGAAAAGGGUUCCUCCAGUAGGAAGACCGAUGACCGACGAUGUCAUCGUUCCCGUGGAGUUGUCAGUAAGAUUCUCCAAGCUCCUCACUCUGCUGUCAGUCAAGACGACCCUGUAUCUCCUGCCUGAAAUGAAUCACAUCCAGAUUGUUACAGAUUUCAUGGCACCAGACAGGCACUUUUAUCAUAUAGUAUUUGGCUGUAUCAAAAGGGAAUACAGCAAGUUUAUGAGAACAUACUGACUUUUGUUUUCUGUUUUGAGUAAUCAUUUUUACUUCUGGUGUGUCAAGUAAUUAAUAUAUUUUAGUGGUUUUCUCAUGCUGCGAAUUUAGUUUACCAGUCACCUUUCUGUUCAGACCUUACAUGUUUUAUAUAACUAUUGUCUACUACAAGCAUUAUGGCUAACAAGUGAGGCCAGAAACUUAAAAAAAUGUAUAACUUGCUAUAAUCUAAAUCAUUUAUAAUCUGUAAAGAUUUUUUUAAAAGUGGUUUUGGAACUAAAAGGGAUAUGUUCGUCUUGGAUUACACACGUCACCUCUGAGGGAACAUAACAUUUGUAUCUGUAAAUUUAGUUUUAAUUAAACUCAAUAUUAUAUUUGCCAUCUGGUUUUACUUAAAUCUAAAUAAAGCAUAUUUAGCAUUUUAAUAUAAUUUUAAGGUACAUUUCAAUUUUAAGGUAAAAUGCUAAAAAGUGGAAGUGGAUAUACGUUUUUUCAUUGCAAGGGCUCAAAUAGUCUACUACUAUUAUGUUUUAAAAACAAUCAUUCUAAUACACAAUAAAUUAUAAAUUAUUCUAAAUCAUAAGUAGUUUGCUAUUUUUUUGUUUAACCUUUUAUGCCCUACAUGUGGCCCUAUGUGUGAUUUGUAUCUUUCUUGUCCCUCUUAAAUGAUUUAAAAAAAAAUCCUGACUUCUAACUUUAGCAUGUUAAAAUAAUUUUAUUUUACAGGCUUUAUGGCAAGGUGUUAAGUUAACGCUAUGCAGGUAUUUUACCAU
Electrophorus electricus (electric eel) is the source of this 2076-nucleotide messenger RNA. RefSeq lists its product as uncharacterized. Gene Ontology annotation, molecular function: arylformamidase activity. Lineage: Eukaryota; Metazoa; Chordata; Actinopteri; Gymnotiformes; Gymnotidae. The record is from RefSeq and is a predicted model, not a curated record.